Messenger RNA from Penicillium atrosanguineum, 1767 nucleotides. Its product is annotated as Zn(II)2Cys6 transcription factor. Gene Ontology annotation, biological process: positive regulation of transcription by RNA polymerase II. Gene Ontology annotation, molecular function: transcription cis-regulatory region binding; zinc ion binding; DNA-binding transcription factor activity, RNA polymerase II-specific. Gene Ontology annotation, cellular component: nucleus. The coding region runs from base 1 to 1767 and encodes 588 amino acids. The record is from RefSeq and is a predicted model, not a curated record. The transcript has a single exon. NCBI's taxonomy places the organism in Eukaryota, Fungi, Ascomycota, Eurotiomycetes, Eurotiales, Aspergillaceae.
AUGCCGAAGGACUCUCAAUCCGGUAACGUGAAGGUCCCCAAAUUGCGCACAAAGACAUUCACUGGCUGCUGGACCUGUCGAAAUCGCAGAGUCAAGUGCGACGACGAGCGCCCUCACUGCCGUCGUUGCCAACGCAGCGGCUGGCAGUGUCAGGGCUAUGGCUUACGGCUGGGAUGGUCGCAGACUCCUGGAAGUCGCUCGCAGCGGCGUCAGAUACUGUCUUCGACUCCACAAUCCACAAAUGGCCUAUCUUCUGCCUCCGUGACGGCUCUCUUGGCAGAAUUGGAUGGCUGCUCCGACGGAUCUGCCCAGCACCGGGGGCCAUUUUCGGUAUUCUCCGCAUCUGGCGCUGAGUCCAUGAUGAACCACCUCACGGUUGGCUCAAAUCAUGUCAAUGUCGACGAUCACUCGCAAUUGCUACAGGAGAGCAAACAGGUUACGGAGAACCCAUCACCCUCAAUCUCAAAUCAAGACAAACGGCCGUCCCCGGUGCCGUCCGAGCCUAUCGCUCAGGCUGAUGGUCCUCGCAGUUCUGCGGUCUCUUCCAUCAGUCAGCUUCCUGCUCGUAGCAGAGGCUCGGCUACGCCCGAAAGUCAUCAGAAAUUUCUCGAAGCCGGGUCAUCUUUGGCAGACAUCUCUUUUCUAACGACAAUCAAUCCGGUGCAGCUGCCACGGCCAGAGACAGAAUUGGUCCACCACUGGGUUGUCUUCCUAAGUGGGAAAAUGCUGCUUCUGGACUCCCCUGAUAACCCCUGCAGGACAGUGUUCAUGCCAUUGGCAUUAAAAGGGCUGGAUGCUGCAGCAGGGGAAUCGAAUAUUCACCUUUCCAUCUUUCACGCCAUUUGUGCCUCAUCGGCCUUUAGCCUCUACCAUCUCCGCCGUGACUUUCGGUAUCAAUCUCUAGCCAUGCACCAUGACCAGCUGGCCUUGCGUCAUUUGCGUGGUAAUUUGGGCCGCGCUAAGCGGUUUGAUGAGCCCACGCUAGCUGCUGUCCUGUCGUGUAUCACAGCAGAGGCGAUGUCCGGACGGAGAAGCAGGUGGAGGGCGCAUGUCGCCGGUGGUCUCGGCCUUCUUGAGAAUGAGAUAGCCUGUGGGUGGAUGAGAAGUCCCACAAAUUCACGGCUUCUGCAAAGCUAUCUAUCCCUUUCGUCGCUUUGCAGUUUACCCAUGUCGACGCAACUUAUCUCACUACUUAAUGGGCCUUGCCAUUACCUUGAGCGAUCACAUGGCGUCACAACACAACUUGUCCAGUUCCUGGCACAACUGACUACCAUACUUGAUUCCGAGUCAGAUCUCUCCACAGAGGAAUUGGAUCGACUAGAACUACAGUUAUAUCUCAACUUCCCAUGCCUCUCCUCUCCCGAUGACCCCGGCUCCACCAUCAUUCAGCAUGCGCUCAAUACUUUCUAUUAUGCGACAAUUAUUUACUUCCGCCGAACACUCCGCCGCGUACCAUUAUGCGAAGUUCAAGAACUCGUCGAGAAGGCAGUUCAAGAAUUAGAAGCAGUGGACACACUUAAGAAUAAUCAAGGAGGUUGUGCCUACAACUGGGCUAGCUUCGUCGUUGCAGCCGAGUGCCAGCGACCAGAGUUACAGAGUCGCAUGCUCGCCUGGUUCGAUCGGAAGAGCCAGAAUGGAAUUCAGAAUGUGGUCAUGCUCUGUGAGAUUGUUAGAGCACUUUGGGAACGACGUGAUUACGCCAAAGGCCGGGAUGUACAGUGGCAGGAGAUUGCUAAUGAAGCAGACUUUGAUAUUAUGCUUGUAUAA